Molecule: messenger RNA, 3023 nt
Organism: Cladophialophora immunda
Lineage: Eukaryota; Fungi; Ascomycota; Eurotiomycetes; Chaetothyriales; Herpotrichiellaceae
Exons: 1
Coding region: 1-2178 (725 amino acids)
Source: RefSeq, a predicted model, not a curated record
AUGUUGCUUUGCACAUCUGCACUUGCCCUUUUGCUUCAAUCACGCUUCGGGCUGGCUGCAUCUUCCAGCAACCAGACAAAAUCUGACACUCGCUAUGCUUCACACUGGGUGGACGAACCUGACACCCGAGGGACUUGGAGCAUCAUAUAUAGCUCCUUGUUUACACUGUCUCUGUGUGUGUAUUCUGCAAUCCACUUGAAUAUACCUCCCCAUGGCGAGCACCCCAGAAGACAAUUCUGGAGAAAGGCGAAGUGGGUGUUCAUAGCCAUCGUCGCUCCCGAAUUUGUGCUCUUCUGUGCUUGGCUGCAGCUGCACCAGGCCCGCUUCGUCUGCGCUGAAUUGGAAAAAUUAAGAAGCGGUGGUCUGACCCCAGAGUCGGCAACCAGAAGACGCUUCCGGCGGUGGUUCAAAAUCUGGCGAUCCUCAGCUCAAUUCUUCCUGCCAGCCUCCGAGGAAAGGCGGCGCAUCGAUCCGGAGCAACCUCCCAAGUUGGACCCAGGGCCUUCUCCAUUUUCACUGACAUUUGGCUUCUAUGCCGUGAUGGGUGGCAUCACGUUGGACGUCUCGGAUAUCUAUGACAAUGUCCGAUUCGUUACCUUGAUGCCAGAAGGAAUCCUUCUGUUGGCUCGCGCGACGUCCUGGACUCACUUCACCGUCUCAGAGACUACGAUCCGAGACAAGAGCAAAGCUGACACCCUAGCCAAAGCCUUGGUGCUCACCCAAGUCUUGUGGACCAUUUUUCAGUCGGUCACGAGAGCUGUGUUGCAGUAUCCGGUCACUGCCCUCGAGAUUCACGUUCUCGUCCACGCAGCCUGCGCAUUAUUGAUGUACGGGGUCUGGUUUUACAAACCUUUGGAUAUUCGCGACGCGACGGUGUUGAAUUCCGAGCCGUUCAGAGACCAGCUUGCCUUGAUGCUCACCCACUUUCUGCGCCGCGAGUUCACGGAACUCGGCGGGUGCGUAGUUUCUGGUCCCCAUGCUUCGAUGGCCACCCAAAAGACGAGUCAGACAAGAGUCGGAUCAGAUGGGGAUCACCGAAUUUCUCGCCACGCCAUCUUCUCGAUGGCGCAUGAAUCUGCUUUUUUGGUAUUUGACCGCACGAAGCUCAAGACAGGACAAGAGAACAUCACCCAAGCCGACAACAUUGCAAACAGUGCAGAUCCUGAGGCGACGGUACUCUCCAACGGCAUCAGGGAUUCUGACGGCUCUGCACGACCUAGUUGUUGUGAUCGAUCACCGUUGAAUCAACAUCAAGAUACCCAAUUGCCGGGGCUUCAGGAUCAUGGAAAAGAGGAGACAUGUCGCAGCGUAUUCUCGAUACGGCCUCCCGAAAACGUUGAAGCCGUCCUGACACUUCACAGUGGACAGAGUCUCGGCACCGGUGUUGGUCCUGCUGCCAUCGACUCCGGCUACCUCGAUCUCACCUGUUUUGAAGACCAGCGAAACCCUAGUCUCCAUUGCAUACUACCACCAGAAAUGAGAGAGCAGUUUACCACACGAGCCUGGCUUCAGCUCUACCGAAUAAAAUUCGAACUCUCCCAAAAGGAUCAUACCCGAUGGGACCGUGCUGGCCGAGCCAUUGCGCAGCGGUCGAAGGCCUCUCAGGGAAACCCCAAGUCGGAAGCGGCGCCUGAACCUCAAUUCGUCUCGUUGAAAGAGCUCCAACAUCCGAUGCAUGACGUGUACUUGGGCUACGUGGUUGGGCAACGGUGCAAGAACUUCGGCCAGGCCGGAAUCGACCUCGACUAUUCCGACAGUCGGGCCGGCAGAGUCAUGUUCUGCAUCGCCGGCAUCAGCUGUGUCUACGGUUCGGUACACCUGGCCCUGUGGGACCAGGAGUUUCCCACCCCGGCGGAGAGGAUGCUGUGGAGGAUAUCCGCGGCCGUGGUGGCGGUGCCAAUCGCAAUCCCCGUCUUGCGAUGGUGUUGGCGUUUACCAGGCGACAGAACUCCGCCGCUGACUUUCUGGUGGGAAUGCCCUGCUUUCAUCCCCAAACGCGUCUGGCAAUUCCUCGCACGCGUGGACGACGGCAUUAUGAUUCUACUCAUGUCGGCCUUUGCAUUGUUCUAUCUCUUCAGCCGGUGCUACCUUGUCGUUGAGUCAUUCCUUAGCCUCCGAAGGGUUCCGGUCGGCGUCUACAAGACCGUGGACUGGUCAAGGUAUAUCCCUCAUUUCUAAGUAGAGGGUUUGAAGAAUGAGAUAGAAAGUGGCAGGACGCUUUUCAAAGCCUUUUUCUCCUCAAUCUCGCAGAAAUUGUCAUUCUUGCCCGACGUCGAAUGGGGGGCGGAUCCUCCUUUACAAACCCUCCACUUGCUCUUGCUCGGUUCGCAGAGGCCUUUGUGUGACUGUAAAGUAUCUUGGAGUGUCUCGUUGCUCGAUUCAACGACAUGCGCGCCCACCAAUCGAACACUCCCGCGGAUGCCCGAUUUCCCUCUCCCAGAGAAGGCGUGCCACACCCAUGCCUUGCAAUCCUCAAGGAGUACAGACCGGAAACCUCGCCAAGGUAUUUAUUUACAUCCCAUCUCGGGCCUCCCUUGGGGGCUCGGGCUAGGUCCUCCGGAUGCUGUACCUGCCCAGACUCACAGCGGAGGAGGGUAUGGAGAGAAUCCCUCGCCGCCCGUGGGCACGCGCACCCCCAGCCAGACUCGAAUAAAUGUCGUCGAUGAUGGACCCCCGGCUCCGUCUCAGAUUCCAUCAAGUGGCACCGAGCAAUGGAUCCCCUUGCUCCUGCCGACGAGGUCGCAUGUGUUAUACAGAACACAUACGACGAGCAGCAGGGUGACAAUGAGAAGGAAAACACAGCAGUGGCCGCGGCCGCCGCCGGACACUCGUGCCCGCGUUGUAGAAGGCGGCAUCCCUGUUGUCAUCCGUGUUGCUGUGGGUAGCAAGGGCGCCCUCUCAUACGCGUGGCGGGGUCUUGGUGCGAAGAACCUGGGGCGAUCUUCCUCGGCAUCGGUCAGGUCAGGGUACGAGUCCGGUAAGCGAGGGGUGGGAGGAUAUGUCAAACGGCCUGGAGGCCAUAG